This is a messenger RNA of Bursaphelenchus xylophilus (pine wood nematode), 4972 nucleotides long. NCBI's taxonomy places the organism in Eukaryota, Metazoa, Nematoda, Chromadorea, Rhabditida, Aphelenchoididae. The record is from the annotation of a GenBank genome assembly.
AUGGACGCCGUCAAGUAAGUUCUUUGUUUAUUUUAUGCACCUUGAAGUUGGGCGGAUGCAAAAAAUGUUUGUUUGAACUGAAAAGCGAAUGCGUUUGGUCUAAACGUCUGGUUUAUGAAAAGCCACGGGCAUUGUGGAAGUUGAAAAGAACGGAAAAGGGGGUUUUAGACGGGGUUUUUUUGGAAUUUGAGAGGAUUUCCAGAAAAUCCGUCAUGAUGACGCAUUUAAUUUGUGAAGAUAGUAAAGUUCUGGUAAUAAAAUAUAGUUUAGCAGUAAGAUUGGAGGGCAUGAAAAAAAAUUUGAAGCUUUUAUAACAGUUUUUUAUUAAAAUUUAGUCAUCAAAAUGACGGAUUUUUUGGAAAUCCAGCGGAUUUUCAAAAUUGAAAAAUUUUGAGCGUGCAAAAAAUUUACUACACUAUAUUUAUGACCCUGAGAUAUGGUUUUUACCUUUAGAACCAUCCCAACUCACACCAUUAAAUGUGUCAUCAUGACAUAUUUUCUGGAAACUUUUUGUAAAUCUCUGAUUUAACUAGAAGUGAAGUUAAAAUUAUGUUUGUCGCAUAAAAAGUCCACUGUAAUACUAUUGAAUCGUGGUUUGAGUUGUUGCGAAACUUUAACGACGCACUUUUAGAACUCCAAAAAGUCAUCAAAAAGUAAAAUCGCCUUAUCAGCGUGCGCUUUUACGAUGUUCGCUUAUCGAAACGGGGGAUUCUCCUCGCGUGUUUCGGGGGGUUUUUAAUCGGCACGAGGAGGGGUUUUGUGAUCUUAUGACUUGGUUCGUUUAAAAAAUUAAAAAAAAAUUUUUUAACCUCAGGGUAAGAAAAUUUUAAGUCCAAAACAAACGGUUUUAAGCCCCGAAAAUCAAUUUUUAUCUGGUCUUUGGAAAAAAAACAUAAUUUAUUUUUUGAUUUUUAGUCAUUUAUUUUGUUAAUACCCCCAAAAUUUUCAAUUUUUUUAAAAAUUUGUUGAAAUAACCAACAAAAUAUGCAAGUCAAUAGCAAGAUGGAACCAAAACCAAUCUUACUGAUCCUCCCACCACUUGUUGUCUCCAAAUGCCAGCUGUCCCUUUCGGCGUUCGAGUUUUUUGGCCAUCAAGUGUUGGGUUUUGUCUCCUUAUCUACGUCUUCGGGGAGCCGGUCAAGCCCGGAGGGGCUGUUUGAUAAGAAGAAGAGCGAAAUCGUUUGCAUUGCGAUUUGAACUGUAGUUUAUGAGGGGUAACGCUUGGUUGGUAGGGCAAAUUUUCGAUCUUCUCUUUGGAAUUUUUGAGUUGAAGCUUGUGGAAUUUCCAGAAAAUCCGUCAUCAUAGCAUACUUGUUUGAAAAAAAUUUUAGUCAGUUUUUAAAAUAAAGCACAUUUGCUUACUUUGUAACUCAAUUUCCCUUCAAAAAUUGGAAUUUUAGGCCAUUUUACAGGUAAUUUCCAAAAAAUCCGUCAUAAUGACGUCUUUUGUACUGAAUUAAAAUAUGAUUUUUGAUAUGAACAUCAAUUUAUAGUGUCAUAAGCACUCUACUAAAAAAUUUUCAGACCUAUGACUUGUUUAAUUCAAUCAUUAAUGACGUCGGGAUGACGGAUUUUUUGGAAUUUUUUUAAAACUUGCAAAAAUGCUUACUUUUCGGGUUUGCUUGUUUUCUUAAACCCGUCGGUAUACUGUAUAUUUACAAUCAAAGUUGUUUAUCAAAAAUUUUUUUCAACAUGUUGCUCCAUAAAUAACACUAUUGUAAUUUCUCCCCCAAACUUUUAACCCCGUCUUAUUUGUAGGGCGUGUUUUUGAAAGCCAUGUGUGUAACAGAGAGCCUUUAUAUAAAGCGGCCUUCUUCGGAAAUUGUAGAUCAAUCGGCGAUCAAUUAUCUUUUUCUUCUUUCGGAAACGGGGCGGAGUCGCAUUACGAUUAUGCAAAUAACAUGUUUUUUCCUGUGCAAGAAUGAGGCUGGACGCGAAAAGAUGUGGGUUGGAGGGGCUAGGAAUAGAUUAGGGGCCCCGGGUUAGCAAGCUUGACAUUUUGCACACUUGAAACACACGUUUUUAUAUUAUACUAGACACUUUGAUGUUAUGCUAGAAAAAAUACAUAAGGAGGCUUCUGAUGAAAAUAUUUUGGUCCUAAAAAAUUACUACGUUUAUUUUAAAUCAAACUUUGAAUCAUAGAACUAUUAAAAUUUCAAAAAUUGAACUUCCCGCCAAUUUUGGCAUUCUGUUGUAAGCGUCGCUAUUUACUCAAAAAUCAUUUUAAUGUCAAAACAACUUGUUAGAUCUAGUCUUUUAUCGUUUUCAACUCAAAUUUACCUUCAGUUCAAAUCUUACGACCCCUUUUUAUAUUAUCCAUGACCUUUUCGAAGUUUCCAGACCCAACUUUAGAAUUCGUCAUUCCGAUUUUUGAUAUCGCAAUUUUUCUCUGUUAUCACCGAUACGUUCGCUAGAUCUGCCGCGAAUUUUCUGCAAGAGAGGAAAGGCAGGGCUUUCUUUUUUUUGCUGACAAAAUCCAAGGAAGGGAUGGGCCCGGCUUUACUAAACCUUCGCUUGUGUUUUCUCCAAUUUCUCAUGAGUAAAGCGAGGCCGAGCACAGGGGGUUUUGAGGGGUAAAGUUUGCAAAGAAACGAACGGAAGAACGGAUUUUCUCUUGGAUCUAAGGUGAACUGAAAUUUUUGAUAUUAGAUGUCUAAAAUAAGGUAGUUUUAGUGUGUGGAGCGUUUUAUAUCGUAUGCAACCAAUUUAUUGAUUCUGCAAGUGACAUAUAAUAUCCAUUUCUGUCUUUCGAAGCGACAGUUUCCCGCAUUUUUUGAAAUAUUCUAGAAAAUCCGUCAUGAUGACACAUUUAGUUAACGAGUUUCGGUCGAUUAGGUUACUGAAUUCAAGUUGAUAAGUAAAAUACGGUAUAUGGACAUGCGUCCGCGGUAAUAGAACUUUCACUACCUCGAUAUAUAGAUAGGUGGAUGACGGAUUUUCUGGAAUUUUACAAUUUUUGACGAUUUCUUGUAUUUUCGCAAAAUUUUUAUGUCGAUUUUGGACAAUUUUCGAUUGAUAGGGCGUUCUACCUCAUCAGACACAAUUUCUAGCUUCUUUUUUAUUUUUUGACAUCAAAUUUAUAUUAUUUUAGCCAUCCAAAACCACCUCCUUUCCCAAGUCAAUUCCCACCCCCAUUUUUGCACAAUACAAUACGUUCCCACUUCUCCGAAAACUUUUGUAGUCUUCCCGGACUUUAAAACUUCCCAAUUCUUUUCAAAUCGGGACGCGUCCCCGACCGGAAAUGGCCCACAUUUUUCUUGGGGUCCAGACGGACGAAAGGGCGCCAAAGGGAUGGGAUCCCCGGCGAAACAUCGUCCGAAAACCAUCGUUCAUCGAUCGCGACUUCUCUUUGAUUCAUUUGGGGGUGAUGCAUGUGGUGGGGAGAGCGGAUUUCUGAUCUGGGGAUCUGAUAUUAUACUUGAUGUCAAAUGUAUGUAACAUUGGCUGGGCAAGUGCGUAAAAGUGGGGUGCAAUCUGUUCUUUGCGACUUAUAAUGACGUUUGUUGGCAAUCGGCAUCAAAUUUUUGAUAAUUUGAGGGCUAAUUUGGCUUAUAUUACACUUGAGGUCUAGUGUAAUAUAUUACCUAUUUCUGGUAUUAAAAAUCAUUUGAUAAUGCUGUAAAUCGUUCGGUAGAAGCAAAUCAUACUCUGUGUUUUAUUUUGAAUCGGUUUGAGGGUUCUUUUGUCUAUUUUUGCCUUCUUCUGCCUACUUUAAUAUAAUCGCCAUCAAAUUUUUGAUGAUUUUUCGCAAAAAAUCAUUUAACAUUGAUGUAAAACUAAGCCAUACCCAUCUAACUCUCGAUGCAUUUCAGUUUCGCCACCAUUACGUCCUCAGCAGUGAUCAUUCCGUCGACGGCGACGCCGUUGGACGCCGCGCAAGCCAUCGCUUUGAACAACAACAACAACAAGGCGGGUCGCCGAUGGAAAUCCAAGAACGGAGAGCGCCUGCGGGACGCUCGCGGCUACCGACUACGUGCCGCCGGGAUUUGUGCUCGCCGAAACGAGGCCGGAGAGUGGGAGUUGUUGCUGGUCUCGGCCCAACGAGGACCCCAUCGUUGGGUGAUCCCGGGCGGAGGCAUUGAAUUGGGCGAACAAAUGGACGAGGCAGUGCUCAGAGAGGUCGAGGAGGAGGCCGGAGUCAGAUGCGAGGUGCUGGAGACGUUAGGAGAGUUCAAGGUGAGAAAAACUUAAAUUUUUUUUUGGCUUUGGUUAUCUAGUAUAAUAUAGGAAAAAAUGGUAGUUUUGGUGUCUAAAUCUCGGAAAUUCAGACACCUUUAGGCUUAAAAAGGAGUAGGGAGCAAUUUGAAAUGUAAAAUACGGAAAGAUCAUCCAUUUUUUCAUGAUUUUUAGACAAAAAAAAAUAAUUUAUAAAAAACCUCGCCUUACUUUUGCCAAAAAUUCAAUUUUUGAAUCGAAAAAGGUCAAAAUUAAUUUAAUCCCCGUACUUUACAUACCCAACCUUCUCUCUUCUUUCAUUUUCAACCAUUUCCCACCCCGUAAACCACCAAAAUCCACAAAAAAUCCAUCUUUUUUAUACAAACAUGAAUAAUAUCACAUGAAAUGUCAAUUGACCCGGGUUUUAAUCACCGAACCUACUCUAAAUCAAAAAAUUACUAUCUAUUACAUUUCUGCUACUUGUUAGACACCAUAACAAAAUUAGAAUUUUGAAUUCCGAUAUUACACUAGACAAAAUAGGAUAAAAAUCUCUUAAAACCCGUAAAAACAAGAAAAUUUCAGGACGACGAUCGCCUCCACCGGACAACAUUAUUCCUGCUUCGUUCUGUCGAAGCGUUAGACGAAUGGGAAGACGGCAGGAGUGGGAGACUACGCAGAUGGGCAGGUUUACGGGACUCUUUGGAGCUGGUGAAGCCAUCCCAGCGGAUCAUGUUGGAGCUGAGUGCACGGCGGAUGUAAGUAAUUGUUGAGAAAGCCAUUUUCUGAAAAUUUCAGUUGUAUUGGACCGGGGAAUUAG